Molecule: messenger RNA, 1131 nt
Organism: Suillus plorans
Lineage: Eukaryota; Fungi; Basidiomycota; Agaricomycetes; Boletales; Suillaceae
Exons: 12
Coding region: 1-1131 (376 amino acids)
Source: RefSeq, a predicted model, not a curated record
AUGAAAUACAGCGAACUUGAGGAUAAGCACUUUCCUCUUUUUGUGACUUUCGAUCGACUGUUGAAGAUGAUCGCGGCAGAUAUGUUGAGCAAGGAUGUCCCCGAAACGAGAGAUAGUGCAGGACUUUUCUUCAAUGUUGACGAUCAUGAGGCGCACGACUGUUUCGUCACCUAUGACGUAUUCGCGAAUCAAUACUGGCCUCAUUUUCCGGAGAAUCUCACUAAGAAUCUUGGUAAUACCCGUGGUUGGUUUUCAGCGAAUUCAUAUAUGAGGAUCGUCAAAAGCUCCAAACAUGCACUGACAUGUCCUGAAGGAGUUCUCGAUCGCCCAAAUUACCUCCAUCUUCUUCGUCGUUCUAACCCAAACUUUGCAAAUCAGGGGAAUUCUGUCGCUCUCGCUGAUCAGCUAGAGUUCUACCUCUCACUUUUGCGAAGGACGGAAUUAACAGGCGACAUCAAAACCUUACUCAUCUGGAACUUCAGGAAACGGCCCCACGAUAUUCUUCAUGAUCGUUACCUGACCGUGCUUUGGUGGAUGCUCGCGUCAGUUCUAAUGGUCAACACUAUCUAUGUCCUCGUCGUACCGAUGGCAUAUACUAUUGGCGUCCAGUAUGGAAUCACGAACGAAGCCAUCAUCAGGGUGUUUUUCCUCCCAAAUGGACUGGGAAGUUUCAAAGAUGGCGGGAGAAGCAGAGGAGGGUGGGCCGAAGAUCGUUUGAGAGCAACAUGGAUCGGAGGGCUGAUCAUUGUCCCAUUGUCUAUUGGGGCAUCAGGGCUGAUCACAACGUAUAUUGAGGGCCUGAUCGGCCUCGCAUUAAAUAUACUAUGCCUCUAUGUGAAUGGAGUGAAUGUCAAUUCAGUAACGAAUCUUAACAACUCUUAUAACGUGGACGUGGUACAUUCUCGAAGUGCUGAGGCUACAGCUGCUUGCAUAGCGAGCUGGUCGCUCAUUCUGUCUGCUGCCUCUGCUCUUCUCGUUCCAUCGAUCGAGCAUAUAGGUGUUGCAUGGACGAACAUCAGCGCAGCUGUCUUUGCGGUCAUUGGACAAGGGAUCAUCUUCUUGACAAUUCGUUAUGGCGAUCACAUGUGGGCAAGCAUAGAUGUUGGUUUCUCGACAAUAGAGAAUAACUGA